Messenger RNA from Chlorocebus sabaeus (green monkey), 2910 nucleotides. It is a transcript of the gene TENT5D, whose product is annotated as terminal nucleotidyltransferase 5D. The record is from RefSeq and is a predicted model, not a curated record. Lineage: Eukaryota; Metazoa; Chordata; Mammalia; Primates; Cercopithecidae. Gene Ontology annotation, biological process: mRNA stabilization. Gene Ontology annotation, molecular function: RNA binding; poly(A) RNA polymerase activity.
AGUUUUUCUGAUUGGUUUAUGACUUUAUUCGGUGAUAAUAUGAAAAUUCCUAUCUUCACUGAAGGAUCUGAAUAAUCAUUUUAACUCAACUAUAUUGCAUUCUUGAAAGUAAUCCUUUCAAUUGAUCUACUGACUUCACAAUGUCUGAAAUCAGAUUCACCAAUCUCACUUGGGAUCAAGUUAAAACACUGGAUCAAGUGUUAGAUGAAGUAAUUCCAAUUCAUGGAAAGGGGAAUUUCCCCACAAUGGAGGUAAAACCAAAAGACAUCAUUCAUGUUGUGAAAGAUCAACUCAUAGGGCAAGGAAUUAUUGUUAAAGAUGCCAGAUUGAAUGGUUCCAUAGCAAGUUACAUACUUGCAAGCCAUAAUGGAAUCAGCUAUAAGGAUCUGGACAUUAUUUUUGGUGUUGAGCUUCCAAGUAACGAAGAAUUUCAGGUUGUUAAGGAUGCAGUUCUAGGUUGUCUACUUGACUUUUUACCAAAAGGUGUAAAGAAAGAAAAGAUCUCCCCAGAUAUCAUGAAAGAGGCUUACGUACAGAAAUUCAUCAAGGUUUGCAAUGGGCAUGAUUGUUGGAGUCUUAUCUCCCUUUCAAAUAACACUGGAAAGAAUUUAGAACUAAAAUUUGUGAGUUCACUCAGACGGCAGUUUGAAUUUAGUGUAGAUUCCUUUCAAAUUGUUUUGGAUCCCAUGUUAGACUUCUACAAUGACAAAAAUGCCAAGCUAACCAAAGAGUCCUAUCCUGUUGUGGUAGCUGAAAGCAUGUAUGGAGACUUCCAGGAAGCAAUGACGCAUCUGCAACACAAGCUCAUAUCUACCAGGAAACCUGAAGAGAUUAGAGGUGGUGGCCUUCUGAAGUACUGCAACUUGCUGGUUCAUGGCUUCAAACCAGCCUGUAUGUCAGAAAUCAAAAACCUAGAACGUUACAUGUGCUCUAGAUUCUUUAUUGAUUUUCCUCGUAUAGAAGAACAACAAAAGAAAAUUGAAUCAUACCUCCAAAACCAUUUCAUAGGUGAAGGAAUGACCAAGUAUGACUACCUUAUGACCUUGCGUGGAGUUGUGAAUGAAAGCACCGUUUGUCUCAUGAGUCGUGAAAGAAGACAGAUUCUCCACCUGAUCACCAUGAUGGCUUUGAAAGUACUUGGAGAACUGAAUAUUCUACCCAAUACAGAAAAGGUAACUUGCUUUUAUCAGCCUGCUCCGUACUUUGUGGCUGAGGCAUGGUACCCUACUUAUGUAACAUCUGAGCCAUCCCCCAUUAUCUUCCAGCCAUACCACCCACUGUACUUUCAUGGGUCAAAUGGUAUGGGUUAAAAAAUACACAUGCAACAAUAGAAACUUUGCUUUAAUUAAACACCACUUAAAAGCAAGUUUCCAAAUAUAAAAUUCAAGAUCUAUUCUUAUUUUUGUAAAGUUACCAAUUAUUUUCAAUUACAGUUGAUGGAAUAGCAGUUACCAAUAAUUUUUGAUCAAUUAAGCCAUCAUAUUAAAUACAAUAUCUAUAAACCAACCACUUUAAAUGUUUUUCAAAUGUUAUUGACUAGCUAUAAUAACUUUCAAAUGUUGUAUUCCUCUUGAAAUGAUUUUCAAAUCUUUUGACUACUUGUGACUUUCAAAUUUACUGUGACAAGCAUAUCAGAGAUGCCUGCAUCUUUGACUAAAAUAUAAAAGGACAGAUUCAUGUUUUAAAAUUACAAUGUACAGUGACGUACCAAAUUUUUUAUAUUCAGUCAGUUCCUUUGUUACAUUUAGUUAUUUUUUUCUAUUGAAUAAUAUCAUCAAUACAUUUUCAGUACUUAACAGAAAUGCCUAAUUUCAAAAGCAACAGAUUCAGAAGACAUUAAAACCCUGGACUUUUCAAGCAAUUUUUGACAAUUAAAUUGGGUCGGAUACAAAAAUCCUUCUAUAGUUUAAAGGAAUGCUGGAAAAAAAUGGUUCUGGAAAGCCUUGGACAUUAGUAAUUUGUCAUCUACAUAAUAAAACAUUUAGUUAAUUUGUGGAUUUGAAUAACAAUACCAUACAGCUGUGCAACUACUACUGAGAUCAGAUACCGGGUUUUUUGCCCCUCAAAAUAAGUUAAAACAAAUGAAAAUGACCAGCUCUGAAUGUGAAAGCUUUCUAUCAUCAUUUACUACUAUAAAGAGACUGUAAAUGGCAAACAGGAAAAAACAGGCAGAGGUUUAUAGCCAUAGCAUUUACCAUUUUGUGGCCUAUUUGAAAAACAUCUUUUCCAUUUCAGUAAGUUAAUAUAUUUUCAUUGUAACUAAAUGAAACAGGUUUUUCAUUUUGCCUUUACCAAAGAUCAUUUUCUAACAUGCCACUCAAGUGCCUCCUUGUGUGAAUUUUUGCAUAACACUAUAAUUUAUUCAACAACUGUGUAUAUUUACAAUAUAUCUAAAUAUAUACUUACUACAUCAAGUAUGCUGCUAGAAAAAUCUACCAGUGGGAUUAAAAAUGUAUUUUCUUCCCAUAAUGAAAAUAAUCCAUGACCAAUAUUAUCUGAAGUGUCAGAAGGGGAGCUGUCUUGAAUUAAUAUGGAUCAGGCCAUUGGAAAACUUCAAUAUUUCCACUUGGUUAUGAUUUUUUCUGAGUUUCCAUUUCAGUUUUUAUUGACCAUCACAUGUUUUUUAUCACAACGUGACCUGACAUUUGUAUCCUGAUAAUUUGCCAGUUAUAGACUGUGCUUAACCUAUCUUCACUGUACUACAAUAUUGGACAGAAGUACACCAAAUAUGGCAUUUUCAAAUAACCAAUAUUUUUGAGAUGUUUUAUACCACAGCACGAGUGGCCAUCAGUAUAUUUUUAAAGAAUUAUAUAUCACAGAACCCUGAAGCUUUAAAACACUAUGGACUUACCACUUUCUUGACAAAUAAAUAAUUUAUAAAUACAAUAAAAUAUUUAGAAAUGAAAGGAC